Messenger RNA from Magallana angulata, 6206 nucleotides. RefSeq lists its product as uncharacterized. The transcript is spliced from 8 exons. The record is from RefSeq and is a predicted model, not a curated record. Gene Ontology annotation, cellular component: nucleus. Bases 780 to 5309 code for a protein of 1509 amino acids. NCBI's taxonomy places the organism in Eukaryota, Metazoa, Mollusca, Bivalvia, Ostreida, Ostreidae.
UGUUGAAAAAAUACAACGAUUGUCGAUAAACGUAACUGUAGGCAGGAACGUUCCUAUCGUAGGGUUUCAUUGGAAAUCUUCAUUGUCUUAGCAAGAAUACUACUGAAGAAAUAGUUACCUCGAUAGUUUAACAAGAAAAUAAAUAAAAGUAGAGGACCUUAUGCUUGUAUUCUUUGUUUUUACAUGAGGGUCAGAAAACUUCGAUCUCUAAACAAGGCAAGAGUCUGUCUACACAACGCUACUGUAUCUGUAAUUUGUAAUGAAAAGACAAAAGGAGAGAAUGACAUAACUAGAAUACCCAUGUAGUAAGAGUAUUGCAGUAUUGGAAAGCCCAACAGUUCAGAAACCGCACAAAUAACGCGUUUAUUUAUCCUUAAAUCAUUUACGAGGGUGUCAGGCUGCUAGGAUUGCUGGCACCAGAUAGUUAGUAGAGCACCUGAGUAGAGAUUUUCGGGGGUCAGGUUCAAAUACCAGUUUGGUUUUUCAUUAUUUCUCCAUUCCUGUUACACAAACAAUUCUGAUGAUGUGGAACCUUAUUCAGUAUUGCAUUAACAUAUGACAUUUUGAUACUGUAAAAGUACCUAUAUAUUCAAAUAACUAGAUGAAAAAUAUUUCACACAAUCUUCGUCUUUCAUUAAUUAUCAUGAUCAUAGAUUAUCACACUUUGUGCCUUUAGCUUUUAUACUGGUAUGUAUCAAUUUGUCUAUUGUUUGGAACAGACUUUGCAAGGAAGUAUUCACUGAAUCUUAAUAAUAAGCCUUUGUCUAUGAAGUUCAAACAUGCCAAUCCUUAGAGGGUCACCAAGAAUUGACUCAACAAAAGUAAAUGAACAGUCUGAAGUUCAGGAUAGCAAGAGAGAAACAAGAUCUUCUAAAUCCCCAGCAGUAUGUGCAUCAUUACGAUUAAAGGAAUUCAAAUCAUCACAAAAACUGACAAAAGCAGAAGUGAAGACAGCUGCUGCAGCUAGAUUGGCUCAAAGAAAUAAGAGGAAGGCUGAAAAGGAGCCUGAGUCUGAGACUUCUAAAGAAUUGAAAAAAAAUGAAUUGAAGACACCAGAGGUGAAACCAAGAUCUCCUAAAAAGGGAAGUCCCUCUAAGAAACCAUUGGUCGGUUUGAGUUCAGAAUCUAAGAAAGUAGCAGGUACACUAAAGGACACAGACCCCAGUGAAGAGGAUACAAGUGUAAAGGGGAAGGAAAAGUUACAGAAGUUAUCGGAACCCACCAGCUUGUCAGAUGAAAGUCCGAAUGAAGAGAAGGAGGAUUGUCGUCAUAAAAGAAAACAGAGUCUGGAAGUAAAAGACGACACAAAUGUUAAGAAGAGGAGGAAACUUGCUUUCUUUGAGUAUGUUGUAGAGGAAAUAUCUCCAAAGAAAGAAAGAAAAGAAAAACAUGCGGAGCAAGUUGAAGACGAUGUGGAUGAAGAAAGUGCAGGAAGAAGGCGGAGCAAAAGAGGGUCCAUUCCAAACACGCUGUACCUGAAAAACUUUAUUGACCCCUCAAAGAGAACCCCAAAAGGUUCUAAAUCAAAACUCACCAAAAAAGGACUUUGGAAGAGUAAUGAAGUUGAGGCAAAACCAAGUAACAAGCAAGACAGAAUGGAGAUCAUAAAAUGGGAGGUAGAUGGCCCUGCAUUGACCUUUACACCAAAGGGUAAAACUAGUGCUGUGUUUCAGAAGUGCACCAGUAAGAAAGGAAAAGAAGGUAUUGAAGAGGGCGGGGUCUCUGGAGCCCCACCCACUGCCAGAGAAACCUUGCACCCUGACGCUCCACCCUCAGAGGAAAAGUCUGUCACCGAGGCUCCAAAAUCUACUACGCACUCUAAAGCUAUGGAGGAAACCAGCAGUGAAAGAGAUACAGAUAUGGAAAUUAAGGAAUUGCUUACCCAAAUGUCAAAGCAGAAAGAUAACUCAAUUGAUUUAGAGAUAACAAAAAUGUCUGUGGUAUAUAUCAAUAACGAAUCCAAUGUGGAUGCAGUAAAUGAAGAGAAAAUGGAAAAUGAGGAGUCAAACUCAAAGGAGGCUAAAGCUGAUGAUGAUUCAGCUGAUGUUGUAAUGGCGUGUCGUACAGAGACUUGUAUUGAAAUACAGGGAGUUACUGAGGAAGUGAAUGAAAUAGCUGGGGAGACAGGGGAGACAGUAGAGAUAGACAGUGUGAACAAGUGUGUGCAACUCAGAGAACGACCGGGUAGAAUCUGUAAACAGGAAGUGGAAGAGAUGGAGGAAGAUGAGAAAUUUCUUGCAGAAAUGGAAGAAAAAAGUAACAAGGCUGAGGUGGAAGACAAUAUUAAGAAGACUGCAGGUAGUACAGAGCUACAGGAAACCGUGUCAAUUCAGGUGAUCAGUCAAAAGGAGGGGAAGGUCCCUGUGCAGACGACAGACAUGUCUGUUCAAGCUGAUGAUUUUAGUGAUAGUGACAACCAGGGAGAAGCUUCGGUGGAUGAAAAUGAGAUAAACUCUGCUGAAAAACUGGCGCAGAGUGAGAAAUCUUCUGCAGACAACCAGAAGAACCCCACCAUCAUUACAAUGCCUGAUGGGAGAUCUUUGACGGUCACUUCCACUGACAAGGCAGCAUUCACUUUCAGGACCGUUUCUAAACCUACCAUCUCUAAACAAGCCCACAUCAGGAGAAUUACGCUUCCCUCGGGACCAUCAGAACUAAAGAUCAUAAACGCAAAUCCAGAGUUACUAAACAAGGUCAAGCCCACCCUUUUGUCCCCUGAAGGUGAUGUCAUCACUGAGGGGCCAGAGGCAAUUGUUCUGGAGGCGGCCCAGAAAUCUCAGGACAAUUGGAAUGCUGUGUACAAAUCCCAGGGGAUGGGCAACGACAACCAGGAAGUAAUCUUGGUGUCUCUACCGGAGGGACAGGAGGUUAAACAGAAGUUUCCCUUCAAGCCCAAGAAAAUAGAUGAUGUAGUUUUUGAGAUUAACGAGGAUGGAGAAUAUGUUUGCGGAGAAUGUAACUACAAGACAAGCAGAAAGAGUAACUGGUACAAACACCGCAAGAAGCACAUGGGUCAAAAGACUCACAAGUGUGAAUAUUGUAACUAUGUUGCUGCCACCAGCAGCAACCUGAAGCGGCACCAGAACAUUCACCUGGACGUGCGAGAGCACCAUUGCGACCAGUGUGGCCAAACAUUCCGACAGAAAAUACACCUGGAGCGGCACAUCAAGUACAAACAUGAGGAGAAGUCUGUGAAAUGUCCCCUAUGUGACUAUGUGUGUGCCAAUGAGAACCCGGACCUAAAGGUUCACAUCAAGAGGCGACACAUCCCCCAGGAAGAUGACGACACGAAGGAAGCGAAGAGCUACAGCUGUGAGGAGUGUGGGCUAAUGACAUACAGCAAGAAGGACAUGCGUCAACACAUGAAGUUCCACAAGAACGGGCCAGAGCUUAAGCUGUUCUGCGAGCAGUGUAGCUUUGUUACGGACUGCGAGAGUAGACUCAAGAGGCACGUUCUGAUCCAUUCCCAUGAGCGGCCUUACCAGUGCGGGCUGUGUGAUUACCGGGGAUCACAGAAAGAACACGUGUUACGGCACAUGAAGACCCAGCACCAGAUCUACGUUGAGAAGAGAAGUAAGCGAGGGCUGGAUGUGGAGGACUCAGACUCUAAAGACAGUUCCACAGCUGACAAACAGCACGAUAAAUCCGAUUACAGCAGCCAGGAGAAGAUCUUUGCCUGUAACCACUGUUCGAUGAAGUUCUCUAAGUUAAUAAAUCUGUACAAACAUUUACAUGGACAGCACAAGGAGGUCCUACCUCAAGACACGGAGGAGUUUUUAUGUGUAGUGUGCGAUUUCCGUACGUCCAGUAAAAAGAAUCUUCUAGUCCACAUGCGUAAACACAAUCUCCAGGACCAAGUUCCACCAUCCCAUGUUUACUCCUGUGUUCUCUGCCGCUACAUGAACCCUCGGAGACGAAACCUUUUCCAGCAUAUGAAAAAGAAGCAUGGCAUUGAAAUUGUGAUUCGUGAUGACGGGUCUACCAGUUGUUUUGUGACCGACAGUCUUCCCUCUAAUGAGGAUUCCAUAAAUAAUAUACUCACGGUUGGAGAUGUUGUCACAACAUCCUCAGAAGAAGCUCCUCAGCUCCAGAUUGUGACCGACGAUGCCAGUAACACACAGAAUAUCAUCAGUAUUGAGGACCUAGCUUACGCUGUGUCCCAUCCAAAGCCUAAUACUCGAUUGGUUAAAGAAACCACAGUAAAACCGAGGAUAGCUACGGUGGUGAAGGAACAUGAGGCAGCCGAGGCCAUAGAAGGUUUGCAGGCUCUGGCAGGGCAGCCAGGGAUCACUCAGUUUACCAUCGAGUCGCAGAAACAGGACAUUAUGGAGACCGAGGUCAUUACCAUGGAGAACCCAGUCGAGUUUGUGGAGGAAAAGGAAGCGGAGAAGGAAUCUGGGUAUCAGCUGACCACCGACCAGCUGAUGGGUCUGUCCACUGGAGACUUUGUGGAAAUUAAUGGAGAAAUGUACAAGGUGGAAAUCAGCACAGAAGAUGCUGGGAACUUGGUUUCAGCUGAUGUUCCCACAACAAGUAGUGUGCAGUCAGAGAUUGGCUUGUCGGUGACUGAGGCCCCGCAAACUGUCAACAACCAACUUGUGUUAGCAGAAGUCAAGAAUGAUCAUAUAGGGAGUUCCAUUGCAAGCGAUACUCAAACCUCUCUAGUCCAAACACAAACUUCCAAUAAUGAUUCUGCUCCGACCAUGAUAACAGACAACAGUCAUAGCAUAUCCCAGAUAGAUUCCUCAGUCACGGAUCUAAAGGAAACGAAUCAAGAUGGAUUAGUAGAAACAAAACCAGGUCCUAUAGAAAAGAUAGAGCCAACAGAAAAUGCUGAAGAGAUUCCAGAGGGUUAUACACAGGAAGCUAAAGCGGAUAAGGAACCCACAAACAAUGACCAAGACACUGUGACCACAACGAUAGAAGACGUCCUCAUGCAAGUACAAACCGGGGAAAACAUGGCCGCCAGUAAUAUUUCAUCAGAAGAACCUAUUGAAUCAGAGGGAGUCAUCACAUCCGAGAUUUUGGGUAUCCAGCAUAGUGAGCCAAUCCCUGCUCAGACAACUUUUUCUGCAGACGACCAGCAGCUUGUUGAGAAAAUGGAGGCAAUUGUCAGUGAAGAGAGUUCUGUCUCCCAGGAGAUUAUGGAAGUGGGGGAUAUAGCGGAGUUAGCGAACUCAGUCACAGCAACUCCUAGUGAUAAUAACAAUGCUGAUCAAAUAACUGAACCAGCCUAUUUACAACAAGAAGUCGACACCAAAAUCACCAUGGAUACAAGUGACUCUGAUGCUAUGGCAACAUCCAGUUAACAGAAAUAUUUGUUGAGAAUGUUUUUUAUGUAAACUUGCCCUGUAAACUGUUAUAUAUGAACCAUGUGUGUUAUUUUAAAAAUUUAAACUUUUUUGAAAACAUCUGAUUUUCUGCAUUACUACUUCCUUAUCUCUCAUUUUGAUAUUUUUACCUGACAUUGUAAUUAUUUGUUGUGUUAAAAAUGUUAUAUCAAGAUGAUAUGUAAAAUGCAAAGGCAAGUAAAAAAAUUACUGUAUCUUCCCCACUUCAGUUUUGAUAAAAUUCUCCUUGCAAGUUAAAUUGUGAACUAUCAUUUAAUAUGAAUAUGUAUUAAAGCUUACAGAGUAUGCAUUCUGAAAUAUUGUUUCCAUUAAUUACUUGCUCAGAUGUCAUCUCCCAAGUGCAUACUGAUUUGCUUUCUCACCCUUUAAAGCAAUAUGAGCUGUAUUUUUUAGAAUUUUAUUUUGCUGUAAAAAGCUGCUAGUAUAUGCCAAGUCUGCAUGUUACUUAUACUUUUAUGAUAAAUAACGGAAAAAAUCAUUAAUUUUUGUCAGAGGAUAGAUUUUUCUUCUAAGGAACAUAUAGCAAAUCAAUUUUUGUACAGGACGACAAUAAUUCAAUUUCACUCUAAUUAAGGAUCCUUAAUGGCCCUUACACAAAAAUUUGGCGAAAAGAAAUUUAACCACGAUAUUUUUGUCAUUUUAGUAGAAAAUAACAUUUUCGUUAAAAAAAAAUUCAUCAUGAAAAUUGCAGCUCAUAUUGCUUUAAGAAAGUUUUGAAUUGUCUGGUGGGACUAUUAAUCCUUAUCACCUAGUAUGUACACACAUUAUGCUUGUUUCAUAGACACUACAAUGCCUCUGUAUUUGUUCUUGUAUUAUCCAUUGAAAGUUUGUUAUUCCAAUAAAUAUUUUAUUUUC